GGAUCGAUUUUUCGGACUGAAAUGCUGGCGACAGUAGAGGCUUUGUCACAGGUGGUUGAAAAUGGAUGGCUGACCUCAAACUCAUAAGUGGAGUGCUUCAGACUCAUAAAGGGACACCAUUGUGAUUGGACCUGAAUCUUAAUUACUUGCGGUUUCGUAGCAUAUAACAUUUGUGCACUAGAAGAAAAGUUUUAUUUGAGAUAACUGGUGGUUAUAGUAGGUGGUUAGAAGGGUCGAAAAGUUGCAGCCUAGUAAGCUGGAGGUACUCUGUUCUGGCUGUUUGAUUGUGGGGAGGAUAUCUGCCAUUGUUUCUGUUGAAUCACAUUGUAUGUGGUUGUUCAGGGUGGCACAUCAGGCUUCAGCAUUACUUGGGGGGAUCGUUGAGUUGUUCUUAUUUAUUUGAGGAUACUUUGACAUUAUUGGUCGAACCUUUCUGUAUCCAUGCUGGUGGAGAGCAUGCGUGGAAUCUGUGCUUCGGGUAAUGCCCCUGACCAGACUCGUCACCGAGGCAUUCGGUGUGGUGACAAUCUCUCUAGUAUUUGUAUUGGUACUUUUCGGUGUUGUCUGCAUACUUUACUCAGUUUACUUUAGAACUUGGAUCAGGGGGCAAGGCUUCGCCCGACUUCAAUAUUUUAACGGACCGUGGAUUAUCCGAAUCGCCCUAAUCUGUUUUGCAAUUUGGUGGGGUUUUGGUGAGAUUGUUCGGUUGAGUUUCUUGAGACAGGGAAGAGUGUUGCACUUCCUUACCUUAAAAUGGCAGGAGAUUGCCUGCAAAUUCUACAUUCUUUCAAAUCUUGGGUUUUCAGAACCAUGCUUGCUCCUCACCCUUAUGUUUCUACUUCGGGCCUCCUUGCAGAAGAGGGAUUCAGGAACUUUAAGCCAGCAAUGGAAUGGAAAGACAGCCAGUUAUGUGCUUCUAUAUUGUCUUCCUCUGUUUGUCCUUCAGCUCAUUGUCAUAUUGAUUGGGCUUGGGUUCAACAGUGAAAACUUUGUGCAGAAGAUACCCCAUUCAUUUUUAACAACAGUUGUGCACCAUGACGAUGUUGCCCUUUGCACAUACCCUUUACUGAGUACUAUUUUCCUUGGGCUUUUUGCCAUUCUAGUAACUAUCUAUUUGUUGUGUCUUGGAAGGCAAAUGGUAUAUCAGGUGAUCAACAAGGGGUUGCGCAGGAGAGUUUAUUGGUUGAUCUUCUCUGUUUCCGGUUUCCUCCCAUUAAGGGUUCUUUUGCUUGGUUUAUCUGUUCUAUCUCGGCCAGAGCAUGUUUUGUUUGAAGCUCUAGUCUUUCUAGCUUUUCUUGUUCUUUUAUCUUGUGCCGGGUUGGGUAUCACCAUGCUUGUCUACUGCCCAGUUGCGGAUUCCUUAGCCUUGAGGGUCAUGAGGGAUUUGGAAGCCAGAGGAAGGUCAGAUUACAACAAUGAAAUCAAUCUUAUUGCUAGCCAGAGCCUUCUUGAAACUAGUUCAGCUACUAUUGUUGGGAGAAACUCAGAUGCUUCAACGAAGCGUGGGUCAAUAUCCUUCAGGGCUAUGGUGAAGGAUGAUGCUUCAAUAGAGGUGUUUGAGGAAUUGUGCCUCUACUCUCCUGAUUCACAACGGCUUGUGCCCCCACCUGGCUCCCCACCGCCUGCUGGCUGACCCAUGCUCCCCCUUAAACAAGUUUCUGAACAAUAGGAAUCAAGAGGGUGGGCCUGUUGUUGUUAUAUCGGUUUCGUGGUGAAGAAAGGUUGUAUGUAAAGGUUUGUUCAUAGGAAGUGGCAGUUGUAUUCUCAAAUUUUUUAUUUUUAUGAGAGAACGGUUCUACCUG
Messenger RNA from Telopea speciosissima, 1802 nucleotides. RefSeq lists its product as uncharacterized. The transcript is spliced from 2 exons. The record is from RefSeq and is a predicted model, not a curated record. Bases 482 to 1633 code for a protein of 383 amino acids. Lineage: Eukaryota; Viridiplantae; Streptophyta; Magnoliopsida; Proteales; Proteaceae.